Messenger RNA from Penicillium angulare, 1329 nucleotides. RefSeq lists its product as uncharacterized. The coding region runs from base 1 to 1329 and encodes 442 amino acids. NCBI's taxonomy places the organism in Eukaryota, Fungi, Ascomycota, Eurotiomycetes, Eurotiales, Aspergillaceae. The record is from RefSeq and is a predicted model, not a curated record. The transcript has a single exon.
AUGGCGGGCUAUUUGCCGGGAUGCUUUACCGAGGAAGAGAUACAAUGCCUUGAAGAAAAUGCCAUUUUUCCUCCUGAUCCUCAUAGAUCACAGGGAAAACGAAAGAUCUCCGCUACUCUGAUAGCUUCAACUCCAAGUUCAAAUACAUCAAUCUCAUCUUCAGCAAGCACUACAUCAGUCCGAACUUGGAAUUUCAACCCUUCAACCAUCUCUACAAAUAUCCCGACUGACAAAGAAAGUAUCGAAGUUCUGGAAUACAUUGGCUUUGAGCCAGCUACAGCUCUCGAUAUUUUUCAGCGUUACACCAGUCGCCCCGAGCCUGAUGAUUGCCCUGACGAUCUUUUAAGUUAUGUGCAUGGGCAAAUUUCAGAUUUGAAAGGGGAAACUUCCCAUGAAGCAUUAGCACGGGUAGGGAUCAACACACAGAUCCAAUCUGCGAUUGCGGACCCCAUGUUUAGUGAUAUACUAUGGACACGAGAUCUACAUUUCUGGGUGAAAGAUACUCUAGAUACAAACCUUGCCAGUCUCCGCAACCAGCACGGCCUAAUCAAACGUCAUGCAGGCAGGCUUAUUGCCCAUAAAAACAAGCGAAAACGGCGUCGUGUACAGGGCUCCUUCUCUACAGAAGAGGAAAGCACUGAACAGAUACACCAACCAGUCGCAACAAUAAACAUGACCUCUGAGGAUUUCCACCUCCCGCCUACUUGCACUACCAUCGUUGACGGUGACAUUCCCCUUCUACCCGAUCACAUUGCCUUGUAUAAAGGCAAGGCACACGGAGAAAUGCGGAGCUCACGCCAGCUGAUUUCAUCCGAUGGAACUAUCAAUCUUUCAUCGCUAUACUCCCCUCCUGGUGGAGACUUUAACUCCAUGGGGAAUGCUCAGUACUGGACACCGGACAAAGAAAUAGCUGAAAAAUACCGGCAAUGGACAGCUUUACGCUGCCCUCAAAGUGAUACAUGCCUGCUAACCAUUCAAGUUCCUAAAGAGUUCAUUGAAACUCUGGAUAUCAUCGAAAUCUGGUUCUCAGGUCACUGGAAGGAAUUAGUAUGGCACUGUCGUCAGCAACUACAUUUGUCGGCGCAAUUCAACUCUACCUACGAGGUGGAUUUGAUAAAAGGCCAUAUCUGCGCCGGCCAAACAGAAGAUCUCACUCAAAUCACAGCAAACAACAUCCACACUUUUAUUACUCGAGACAAACUUCUCCAAUCCAGAAGUACCGGUAAACCAGGUAUACAAUGGGCCUUCCAGUGUCCUGCAUCAAUAAUUCGUCUCCAGGAACAAAUCAGCGGGAAAAUGCACCUUGAUAUAUUUGCAGCAACUAACUAG